Anolis sagrei ordinatus is the source of this 2881-nucleotide messenger RNA. Lineage: Eukaryota; Metazoa; Chordata; Lepidosauria; Squamata; Anolidae. The record is from RefSeq and is a predicted model, not a curated record.
GGGGAAGUUCCGCUUCCGGGAGGGAGUCAGUCCUCCGAGGGAAGGAGCUGCUGGCCCCACCGGUUUUCCCAUCCCUCCCACUUUGAAUGUCAUCUGAGAGGUGGAAAUAUCUUGAUCCAGUUUGGAGGCAGCUGAGACUAGAAGUGCAGAACCAGAGCCAGCUGCCACCCAGAUAGAAGUAUUUUCUUUGUUUUCAGACCCCAUAAAUUCUCCUAGUCCUCCCACUUUGAAUGUCAUUUGAGAGAAGAGGUGGACUCAUCUUCAUUCAGUUUGGGGGCAGCCUAGAUGGAAGGACAAGAGCCAGCUGCCACCCAGUUAGAAGGAUUUUCUUCAGCUGUUGAGGCAGAGAAGAAUAGAGCACUUUGGGAGGACCCUUGGAGGAAAGACCGGGAGAGCAGUCUUCUCCACUCAGACCUUCAGCGCCAGCAUUUCCGGCAUUUCUGCUAUGAGAAGACUUCAGGGCCUCGAGAGGUUUGCAGCCGCCUCCACUCUCUCUGCCGCCUGUGGCUGAAGCCUGAGCGACACUCUAAGGCGGAGAUGCUGGACCUGGUGAUCCUGGAGCAGUUCCUGGCCGUCCUUCCUGCGGAGAUGGAGCGCUGGGUGAGGGAAUGUGGGGCAGAGACCAGCUCCCAGGCCGUGGCCUUGGCUGAAGGAUUCCUCCUGAGUCAGGAAGAGGAGAGGAAGUGGGAGAAGCCCCAGGUGCAGGACUCUUUUGGAAAUGGGACCAUUCGGGUGGAAGAGUCUCCUUCAGACACCGUAUGCGUUGUCCAGAUUGCAGAAGGAGAAUAUAUCCUAGUUGGCUGUGAAUCAUGGCCAAAUGAUAGUAGCACACCUUUCCCUGAUUCUUUCCUAAGAAGAGAUUCUGUGGAACCAGAUCAGGUGAUUUUUGAAGAUGUGUCUGUGGAUUUCUCAGAGGAGGAGUGGGCCCUCUUGGAUCCAAGCCAAAAAGCCUUGCACCACCAAGUCAUGGAGGAGAACUUCGGGAUUGUGUCAUCUCUGGAGGAGACACAAUUUAUAUAUUUGGAAGAUGAACUGAAUUUUAAUUGGAAGGAAUCAUUCGUCUUUUCUGAAGAAACUCACGCAAGGGAUAAACCAUUUAAAUGCUUGGAGUGUGGAAAGAACUUCCAUCAUAAUUCAGACCUUGUUCGUCAUCAGUCAACUCACACGGGAGAGAGACCAUUUAAAUGCUUGGAGUGUGGAAAGAACUUCCAUCAGAAGGCAAACCUUGUUCGUCACAAGGCAGUUCACACAAGAAAGAAGCCAUUUAAAUGUUUGGAAUGUGGAAAAAGUUUCUCUCAGAAGGUAGUCCUUGUUCGUCACCAGGCAAUUCACACAGGAGUAAAGCUGUUUAAAUGUCUGGAAUGUGGAAAAAGUUUUUCUCAGAAGGCAAACCUUGUUCAUCACCAGGAAAUUCAUAAAAGAGAAAAGCUGUUUAAUUGUUUGGAAUGUGGAAAAGGUUUCUCUCAGAAGGUAGUCCUUGUUCGUCACCAGGCAGUCCACACAGGAGAAAAGCAAUUUGAAUGUUUAGAAUGUGGAAAAUGUUUCUCUCGGAAGGCAAACCUUAUUUAUCACCAGAUAAUUCACACAAGAGAAAAGCCAUUUAAAUGUUUGGAAUGUGGAAAAAGUUUCUCUCGGAAGGCACAUCUUGUUCAUCACCAGGCAAUUCACACAGGAGAAAAGCCAUUUAAAUGUUUGGAAUGUGGAAAAAGUUUUUCUCAGAAGGGAGGCCUUGUUCGACACCAGGCAAUUCACACAGGAGAGAAGCCCUUUAAAUGCUUUCAGUGUGAAAAAAGCUUCAGUCACAAGCACAUCCUUUUUAGUCAUCAGGCAACUCACACAGGAGAGAAGCCAUUUAAAUGUGUGCAGUGUGAAAAGAGCUUUAGUCACAAGCAUGACCUUAUUCGUCAUCAGUCAACUCACACAGGAGAGAAACCAUUUAAAUGCUUGCAGUGCGAAAAAAGCUUCAGUCACAAGCAGACCCUUAUUCAUCAUCAGGCAACUCACACAGGAGAGAGGCCGUUUAAAUGCUUGGAGUGUGGUAAAAGCUUCAGUUACAAGAAACACUUUACUCAUCAUCAAGCAAUUCACACAGGAGAGAAGCCAUUUAAAUGUUUGGUGUGUGGAAAGAGCUUUAGUUACAAGAACAUCCUUAUUCAGCAUCAAGCAAUUCACACAAGAGAGAAGCCGUAUAAAUGCGCAGAGUGUGGAAAGAGCUUCAGUCAGAAGGGAGGCCUUGUUUACCAUCAGGCAACUCACACAGGAGAAAAGCCAUUUGAAUGCUUGGAGUGUGGAAAGAGCUUCAGUCGGAAGGGCGUCCUUGUUCGUCAUCAGGCAAUUCACACAGGAGAAAGGCCAUUUAAAUGCUUGCAGUGUGGAAAGAGCUUCAGUCGGAAAUCAUACCUUGUUUGUCAUCAGGCAACUCACAGCAGAGAAAAACCAGAGUGUGGAAAGAGCUGCAGUUGAAAUACAAGCCUUCUUUUUUAAUUGCCAACCCACACGGAAGAAAUGGGGUAAAGGCACGUUCCCUUGUUUUCCAUCAAAGGGGGCAUGAUUCUUUGUCAUAGAAACACCGAGUUAAAAAAACAUGGCUUUGGGGAAAAUAAUACACUGAUCCAUUUUCUUUGAUGAAAUUUCUCAUUAAGCAAAAGUGAUAAAAUUUUGAGAGCUAAAGGGAGGAUAUUUCAGGUUUUUAAAAAUCGAUUCAUGCAUGCUGGUUAUUGCAUAUAUUUCCUGUUAUGUAUAUUCAGGGUUAAAAAUACAUUUAUUUGAGAAGUUUGAUGAGGAGUGUGGAAAUGGAUUUGAUCAAUGAGUAAUGUGCAAUUGUAUGUAUGUGGUAGGGGGUUUUCUUGUAUGAAAUAUCUAAUAAAGCAUAAAAGAUAAA